Molecule: messenger RNA, 5562 nt
Organism: Xiphias gladius (swordfish)
Lineage: Eukaryota; Metazoa; Chordata; Actinopteri; Istiophoriformes; Xiphiidae
Gene: gpr156
Product: G protein-coupled receptor 156
Exons: 10
Coding region: 961-3357 (798 amino acids)
Biological process (GO): G protein-coupled receptor signaling pathway; gamma-aminobutyric acid signaling pathway
Cellular component (GO): membrane; G protein-coupled receptor heterodimeric complex
Molecular function (GO): G protein-coupled GABA receptor activity
Source: RefSeq, a predicted model, not a curated record
UCUGGAGCUCAGCCAGGGUGACCAUCAGGUUCUUGGUCACCUCUCUUACCAAGGCCCUUCUCCCCUGAUUGCUCAGUUUGGCCGCUGUGCUCUUGGGAGCCUGCAAUGCAGCAGAGCAUUUUUUUUUUUUCUUGCCUUCCCCAGAAAUGCGAAUUGACCUGAGCUCUGCAGGGAGUUCCUUCGACGUCAUGGCUUGAUUCUUGCUCUGAUAUGCAUUGUCAGCUGUGAAGCCUUUCUAUAUCGACAGGUGUGCCUUUCCAAAUCAUGUCCAAUCAAUUGAAUUUACCACAGUCGGACUCCAAUCGAGGUGAAACAUCUCAAAGCUGAUCAAGAGAAAUGGGAGGCUCCUGAGCCAACAAAAUGUGAAAAAAAAAGGGAAGGUAUCUGAAUACGUUCCGAAUGCACUUUAUAUCAAAUGAAAACAUACUAGAAGUUUGGUAUUAAUCCCCUCAAGAAGUCAGUUCAAUGGUAGAGAUCAGGGUAAUGGGGAAGGACUAGUGAAGCUAUGUUUAGUAUCGUCUCGGUCACUGGUGCCUUUUAGGACAAGAGUCAGUAGAGAUCAGCAACAUGAGGCCGGCACAAGAGAGUGUAAUGUGACUUUCCAAAUAGAAACUAAAGUAGCAGAGGAACUGUGUCAGGGAAUACAAACACUUUCCUUUCCUCUCCGUGCUACACCACAUAGAAACGAGGUAUGGCUACUGCUGGCAGUCUGCUGUCUAUGGAGCAGCUUCUUUGUCCCAUCUGUCUUGAUUUGUUCAACCAGCCAGUCUCCACUAUUUGUGGGCACAACUUCUGUAGGGAUUGCAUACAAGGAUACUGGCAGGAUGCUAAUCUGUCGCAGUGCCCCAUGUGCAAGCAUGAGUUCUACAGGGGGCCUGAGUUCAAAGUUAACACAUUAAUUUCAGAGGUGGCCUCUCAGUUCAAGAAGUCGUUGGCAAAAAAGGGCAAAAAAAGACAAAAAUGAAGCCGACACUGUGGACCAAUAUUCAGGCCAUGAAGGUGGCAGUGGAGCUCCCAAGGAGGUCCCUCUCCCCAGCGCUAAGCGCUGUGGUGUGGACGCUGCUCUCCUGUGGCAUCCUGCUGGCAUUCUGCUUCCUCCUCUUCACCCUGCGCUUCAAAAACAACAGGAUUGUGAAGAUGUCCAGUCCAAAUCUGAAUGUCCUGACUCUCUUUGGAAGUCUACUGACUUAUAGCAGUGGCUUCUUAUUUGCCAUUGAUGAACGAACACAUUCGCAAGGUGGACCAUCUACAGCUGUGCUACAAUGCUUUCUCCCACAGGCUCGAAUGUGGACUCUUUGUGUUGGCAGUACCCUGGUGUUUGGACCAAUUUUGGGGAAGACAUGGAGACUGUACAGAGUGUUCACCCAGCGAGUGCCUGACAAAAGAGUGAUCAUCCGAGACAUCCAGCUGAUGGGCAUGGUGGCUUUGUUGAUCCUGGUGGACACGCUGGUUCUCACCACCUGGAACCUCACAGACCCCAUCAGAUGCUCACGAUCUGUCGGAGCUGUUGUCAAGGUGGCGGAGAGAGACAUUUCCUACUCUUUGUCUCAGCUGGACUCUUGUUCUUCUGUAUACUCGAAACUGUGGGCUAUCAUUAUUGCUGUCCAGAAGGGUUGUCUGCUCCUCUAUGGCACUUAUCUGGCUGGACUGACCAGCAACGUCAGCCACCCUCCAGUCAACCAGUCUCCCACCAUCAUAACAGCCGUUACUUUAGUCACCCUCUGCUCAGCUGUGGUCGUCCCCGUGUCCAUCUUCUUGCAGGCCUGGCCCAACCUAGUCUACAGCACUGUGGCUGGAGCUAUCUUCAUCUGCACAUUGGCCACUAACUGUAUGCUGUUUGUGCCUCAGCUGACCCAGUGGCGGCAAUUUGAAGAGGAUCAGAACAACCCGGGUCAGAUGGCAAAGUAUUUCAGCAGCCCUAGUAAGAGCCAGCUGUCUGUGUAUAGCCAGGAUGAGAUCUACUACCUGCUGGGGGAGAACAACUCCAUGAAAAAACUCCUUAAUGAGAAAAACGCUGUGAUUGACAGUCUGCAGGAGCAGGUGAAUAAUGCCAAGGAUAAACUCCUGCGACUCGUGUCAGCCAGCCAGACCUGCGAGGACCAGGACAUGGACUCUUCUGCCACCAACCUCAACUCCUCCUCCACUCGGACCACAGAGCUUCAGUCUGAUGGCCCCUCCUCUUCUUCUCUACCUCAGAGAGACACUAGGUCUCAACUCUCAACCCCUCACCUGACUGCUGCUGCCGUUCAACCGUCUUCUGAGCAUCCCACAGCUCCAAACUCCUCGAACCCCAUUACUGCUUCCUCCCCUCUCCUCGAUGAUAUGUAUGUGGGUGAUAAUCAAAAGAGUGCGUCUAUCUCUGGCCCUACAGACAAAGACACAGCUGAGUCCAGAACAGAAGAUGAUCUCAAACAGCCUGUGUCCCUCCCGUCUGCUGGAUUACUCAGGACAGCAGAGGAGACCGUUAACUUUGUCACUUCCCUACAAGACUGUAGAGGGUUAAACCCCUUUCAGGUUGAAACUUUCGGCAAUCACAGUGGCCUAACAUCUCAGCUGGAACCAAACGCCAGACCGCCUGGUUUUGUUAGCAGCGAGCAGUUGCAGGAGAUCCUCCAGGAGCUGAGCUUGGAUGCAGUAACGGAAAGCACACUUCGAUCUCCCGGUCAAACAGCCAGGACGCCCUCUCAGCUAAAAUUUACAGCAGACUCCACACUCUCCCCUCUCUCCCCGUGGACACCAGGCUGCCCUCAUCCUCCUGUUCUCUUCCGUUACCCCAGCAUCUCACCCUACGCGAUGAGGAAACGUCGGCCGCCCUUCAACUCAUCUAGAAGAAGUUUGACCCCUCUCUGCUUCUACACAGGUUGUGGGAAGCUAAGGGAAAACUGUGAACACCCAAAUCCAGGCAAGCACCAUGAUGGGGUCAUUGUGGAUGGUACCCUCCUCCAGGUUCCCCACUGUGACCUUGAGCUAGAGGAGGAGGAGGAGGAGGAAGCAGAAAGGCAGGAAGUGAUGAGAAAAUCUCGGAGGUGUGUUUCAAGGUCUCACAGAUGUUCAGUGUUGCAUUGUGCAGAACACAAUCACACAGCGCGACCUGAUGUGGAAGCGGUUGGUGAUAAUGAGCAGCACCACAGACGCAUCAGAGACUCCUGUGGGUACUGGGACUCAGACUCAAGCAGCUCAACAGACUAUUGUUACUACCACCGUCCAUACUGCGACUCCUGCCUGCAGCGUGGCUCGUUCCUGUCCUCUGACAGCUCUUCAGACUCCUCCGACAGCGAGUACGAAGGCUACACCAGCCUCUACCGCUCCCCACACCCUGUGGUAUUCAAAGAAGACCUCAAACCCACCUUUGUAUGAAUACAGGUUUACUGCACUUUACAGGUUCAUCCAUUUCCACCUCUUGAAUUCAUUUCCGAAGAACAUUAAUAUUAGCUUUGAGGAUAGGACAAAAUUUGAGUGUGCAUUAGGAUAUUGUGCAUCUAUAUUGGGAGAUAAUUUGACAGAAGCUUUCAAUAGGAAUGUGUUUAUCAUUCUGUAUGAAGAGAGGGUUGGUAUUCUUGAAUCUUGCAUCGUGGGACAGACACUAUUAGAUUUGUGAGAUUUUUUUUGUAGCUCAAAAGCACACAAAGCUGUUUUACUUUUUAAUAUUUCUGCUGUCAGAUGAAAACCCUUACAGUUUGACAUUUAGAGUAACAAAUAAAAAAGCCCAGAAAGCAAAAUUAAUGGUUUUCACAGAACAGUUGAAAUGUGCAUUAUAUUAGCUAUUAUGCAGAUGUUUUAUUUAUUUUAAUAUUUAUUAGAUGUUUUGGUUUACAGAAUUAUUUUGUGUCCUUUUUACCAUUUUACAUUUUCAUACAUGUAACUUAAAAUGUUGCCAUGCCAUUUUAUUGCAUAGUCUGUAUUUUGUAGUUUGAGUUUUGCUUUAAUUUUCAAAUGCCCUACAUUGUCUACACAACACUCUGCAUUUGCUAUCACAUGCUUCCCAUCUACAGCUGGUUUAUGAGACACCACACCCUGUCAGAGCACUUGGGGAAAAUAGGUCACUGCAUUCGCGUUAUACUCUUGAUUAUUUUCUCUGUAUUUAUUUAAUGUGCAAAGGUCACAGUUAGCUGAAAUGUAUAUCACGUGUGUGAGUGUUUAAGUGUGCGUGAGAGAGAGAGAGUACCCUGCUGCCCUUUGAUCUUAAAGUCAUCACCUGGUUUUUUUUUUUUCUUCUCCUUCAAAAGAAACUCCACACCACGUCAUGUUCAUUCUGUGUCUUCUCCUGUUUUGACCUAUAAAAGAGCAAAACAGAAAGUGUAUGGAACGUUGACUUGAUGCAGGCCUGAAAUAACCUGCAGGGGUAUCACAGGGGCAAAAAGGAGCCCCUAUUAAGACCAACGUUCUCACAUUCCCUCAAAGCAUUUUACCUAGAGACUCACAAACCAUAAAGGGUUUCUAUGCAGGAAUGCUAACCUGCCCCAGGUUUGCUGCUGUUAUAAGGUUAGAUAUGCAGCAUGUAAGCAUAUUAAAAGUAGAUUUUGACACAAGACCCCUGUCAUAAGACAGGGCCUCAAGUUUGGGUGAAAAUGCAGGAGCCACCUUAAGGCUCUUACCAUUUCAGUUUUUAAUUGUAGUGUUGCAUAAUACUAUUUGUAACUGAUCAAAUUGCCACCAAGCAAUUUACAUGCAGACAACCUGAGACUUCUGGGGCCCCUAAGUGUCAGUUGACCACCGUGCCCGACUUGUGAUGAUGAAUACAAUACUAAAUUUGACAUUUAUUGGCCUUUCCGUGAUAAAAGCAAUAUCUUUACUGGAUUAGAAUAUUUGCCAGCAUCCAUUUCAUGUGACUUUAAUCAAGACCAAAAUACUUUCUAAAGACAAAUUCAAGAGUUUCUAUGAUCUCUCUUCAACACAGACAAAAAACAAAAAACUUGCCUUUCUCUCUGUCACUCCCUCCCACUAUCUCCUCUCUGUGUUUUUUCUCCUCCUCUAAUGGGAAAAUGUGUGUUUGCCGGGGGAGGUGUUGCUACGAAGGGAAAACGGAGUCUUGCGUUACUUCUGCUCAGCUGCCUGUUUUUGAGAUGCUGCUGCUCUCUAUUCUGCAUAUGAACCAUUGAAGGGCAGCCUGGGAGAAAUUCCCUUUGAUAUAGAACAUAACAGAGUAUAAAUAAACCACACAAAAGACCAACUAACAGCAUCCUUCUACAGAAGGAAAGACUUUCCUGCCAAGCCACUCUGUUUAAGAUGAGGAAAACUGGCAAAUUGAGGAACUGUGGAAUAAAAAUAGUUGUCAGUCAAUCACACUUAUAUUUUUUUUCUUCAAAUAACACAAUAGUCCAUGGUUAUCCACUACAUCAUUCAAAAUUUAAUACAAAAUCUUCUGGUUUUAGGUCAUCAGAGAAGGAUUUCUAAUAAGUCACUAUUUUUAAUGGGUUAAGUUGUAACUAAAGGUUUUAUUGAUGGUUAAUAAAACAUCUGCUAAUGCUCUGUUGUUCAGUUAAAAGCCAUUAAUAAGAUCAUUUUUUGGGUCGCCAGAUUGUGAAAAAUCUCUUGCUGAUUUGACUACUUACUUUGUGAAAA